AUGGCUGUGAUUCCAUUUCUUUUUCUUGUUUUCAUGCUUAGCUUUUCUCAUGGGAUUGCUCAGGAAACCGAGCUUUCUCAUGUCCCUACGAAAACGAGCAAUUUACAGACAUACAUUGUCCAUGUAAUGCAACCAGAGGGUAAAGUUUUUGCCCAAAGAGAAGACCUGGCGAGCUGGCACAAAUCUUUUCUGCCAUCUAUGACGGCAAGCUCUGAUGAGCAAACACGCUUGCUUUACUCCUACAAAACUGUGAUCAGUGGUUUUUCAGCAAGGCUAACUCAAGAGGAAGUGAAAGCAAUGGAACAGAUGAAUGGUUUUGUGGCGGCACAUCCUGAACGAGUGUUUCGUCGGAAAACCACACACACUCCCAACUUCUUGGGGCUGAACCAACAAGCAGGAAUUUGGAAAGACUCAAACUUUGGGAAGGGAGUGAUCAUUGGAGUACUGGAUGGCGGAGUAUUCCCCAGCCACCCUUCAUUCAGUGGUGCAGGAAUUCCACCUCCACCUGCUAAAUGGAAAGGGAGGUGUGACUUCAAUGUGUCAGAAUGCAAUAAUAAAUUAAUUGGAGCACAGUCGUUCAAUCUUGCAGCCAUGGCAUUGAAGGGAGCAAAAGCUGAACCGCCAACUGAUGAAGACGGACAUGGAACACACACAGCAAGCACAGCUGGUGGAGCGUUUGUGCAGAAUGCUGAUGCGCUAGGAAAUGCCAAAGGCACAGCAGUUGGGAUGGCACCUUAUGCUCACCUGGCAAUAUACAAAGUCUGUUUUGGAGAACCCUGUCCAGAAAGUGAUAUCCUAGCUGCCCUUGAAGCUGCUGUUCACGAUGGUGUUGAUGUGAUCUCAAUCUCCCUUGGAGAAGAUCCAGUUCCAUUUUUCCAGGACAGUACUGCAAUCGGUUCAUUUGCAGCAAUGCAAAAGGGAAUAUUUGUUAGUUGUUCAGCUGGAAAUUCUGGUCCAUUUAACGGCACAUUAUCUAAUGAAGCCCCUUGGAUUCUCACAGUUGGAGCAAGCACCCUCGAUAGACGCAUUGUAGCUUCAGCCAAGCUUGGAAAUGGAUUAGUAUUUGACGGUGAAUCUCUCUUUCAACCGAAAGAUUUCCCUUCAACAUUGUUGCCUCUUGUUUAUGCUGGAGUAAAUGGAAAAGUAGAGUCUGCAUUUUGCGCUGAAGGAUCCUUAAAAAACAUAAGUGUGAAAGGUAAGGUGGUUGUGUGUGAGAGAGGUGGGGGAAUAGAAAGAAUUGACAAGGGAGUGGAAGUGAAAAAUGCAGGGGGUGCAGCCAUGAUUCUACUGAAUGCGGAAACUGAUGGAUUCAGUACCUUAGCUGAUGCUCAUGUUCUUCCUGCAGCACAUGUGACCCAUGCAGCUGGACUGAAGAUCAAAGCAUACAUAAAUUCAACAGCAACACCAACAGCGACAAUCUUAUUCAAAGGAACUGUCAUCAGAGACUCAACAUCUCCAGCUGUUGCUUCCUUCUCUUCAAGAGGCCCCAGCCAGGCAAGUCCAGGAAUUCUGAAACCAGACAUAAUUGGACCAGGUGUAAGCAUUCUUGCUGCAUGGCCAUUCCCUCUUGACAACAACACAAAAUCAACAUCCAGUUUUAAUAUAAUUUCCGGAACAUCAAUGUCAUGUCCGCAUCUCAGUGGAAUUGCAGCUUUGCUCAAGAGCUCUCACCCAUACUGGUCACCAGCUGCCAUUAAAUCUGCUAUAAUGACUUCUGCUGAUCUUCUAAACUUGCAAGGCAAACGGAUUUUUGAUGAAACACUUCAGACUGCAGAUAUCUUAGCCACCGGUGCGGGCCAUGUCAAUCCAUCAAAGGCAACCGACCCAGGACUGAUAUAUGAUAUUCAACCUGAUGAUUAUAUUCCAUAUCUUUGUGGCUUGGGCUACAACGAUACUGGAGUCAGUAUCCUCGUGCACAGACCAAUAAAGUGCUCAAAGGUAUCAAGCAUCCCUGAAGGAGAGCUGAACUACCCUUCAUUUUCUGUCAAGCUGGGACCAUCUCAGACAUUCACAAGAACUGUGACAAAUGUUGGUGCCUCAUAUUCCACUUAUUCAGUCAAGGUAUAUGCACCACUAGGAACCCAUGUGACUGUCAAACCCAGCACGCUUUACUUUACAGAGGUGAACCAGAAGGCGUCAUAUUCAGUGACAUUCAGUCGUACUUCAGGAGGUAAAGCUGGUGCAUUCACACAGGGAUUUAUAACAUGGGCUUCUACUAAUCACGUUGUCCGGAGUCCAGUUUCUGUUUUAUUUCAGUGA
Messenger RNA from Rosa chinensis, 2259 nucleotides. Its product is annotated as subtilisin-like protease 4. The transcript is spliced from 2 exons. Gene Ontology annotation, biological process: proteolysis. Lineage: Eukaryota; Viridiplantae; Streptophyta; Magnoliopsida; Rosales; Rosaceae. The record is from RefSeq and is a predicted model, not a curated record. The coding region runs from base 1 to 2259 and encodes 752 amino acids. Gene Ontology annotation, molecular function: serine-type endopeptidase activity.